GAGCCAGGCGCAGCAUGGCAGACAAGAAGCGGUUGUUUGAAUCAGAGCGGCUGGAUCCGAUACCUCUGGGCAUGCACUGCAAGCCCUGGUACAAAGAUAAACUACCUUCCCAGUGUUUGGCAAAACACAAGGUACUCAAAUUUCCCACCUCCCUGGAUAGUCGGCGGUGGAGAUUUGUGAAAGAGGGACUGGACGACUUCAGGAAGGGUUGUCCACCUUGUGAAGAUGUGAUCACCCGUGGCCCUAAGAAGAGCUUCCUCCCCUUGAUUCCUCAAAGAGUGCCGCAACCUCCACCCCCAAAGAGUCACAAAGUGCUGUACAAGGAUGCAGGCCUGUUUUCCACGCUCUCGCCAGCCCAGUUUGAGCGGAAGAAAUUCAUGGAGGACGUCGAAGCCCGCCUGAAGCGUCAUCCUUUGGCUAUGUUCCCGGAUCUGGACGAAGAUGUACCUGCAGAGCUCUUACUAAAGGUGCUGCAAGUGGUCGAUCCUGACAGGAGACUGGAAGACACAUGGGCCUACUGCGAGGGCACCAGGAUAAAGAGGAAGCUCCCAAAGAGGGUUUGCAAAACUCAUUAUGCAGAGGCCUACUUAGAACCUCCCAAGAAGAUGCCCGGGGCAUGUCGUCUAAAUUUGUCUCCUAAAGAACUGUCAGAGGAUUUUCAAGAACGUCUUUCUCGUCCUAGAAGAGUUCCAAGAGGAGUUCGUGAAUUCUGCAAAUGGGUUGCUAGUUUUGGAGACUUGGGCAUUGAUGAAGACUUCAUGAUGAACCUGUUUGACUUUAGCCGUGACUACAAACGCACCCAUGAAACUGCCACCAUAAAGAAAAUACGUGACAUUCCUCCGGAGCUGAUGUAUAAUACAGAGUUAAGUGACACGAAGGAUAUAGAAUCGUGCUUAGAUGAGGAUGACUGGGAGAUAAAACUCCUGAAAGAAACGGGUCGUUACAAACGCAAACCUAUGAAGAUGAGGUAUGGAGCAUGGUACCUGAAGCCCAAGCUGUGGAAAAAGCUAAUAAAUGAUGAACCUUUGAUUGACCCCAAGGUCUUAGAGGAAGGUCCUUUUGGAAAAGAGCCUGCUGAGCCAGACAUUCUUGAAGAACUUUAUGGAACAUUAGCCUUUAAAGAUUUCAUUCUGAGCAAAGGCUAUGCUAUGCCAGCCAUGAUUGAGAGGUUGUUUGCCAGGAAGGGAUGGACAUAUGACUCUGUGAAGACGCCUAUGGAGAGAGCAAUGCGAAUCCAUGCACUCAAAGAUGAUGACGAGGACGAGGGGGAGGAAGAGGCAAAGAAGGAGGAGGAAGAGGAAGAGGAGGAAGCGGAGGAGGAAGAAGAGGUGUUGGAGGAAGAGGAGUUGGAGGAAGUGGAGGAAGAGGAGGAAGAGGAAGGCUCCCGCCACCACCACUGCUUCCAUCGCUGGUCAUCUUCGGCCACUCUCUCGACCAUCAUGGGCUCUUACGAGGCCCUGGCCGCCGCCGCCUUCACGCACGACGCCGCUGCCCGCCCCGUGAGCCGCGCGUUCGCUCCGCCUAUCCCUUCGCCUUGA
Molecule: messenger RNA, 1538 nt
Organism: Talpa occidentalis (Iberian mole)
Lineage: Eukaryota; Metazoa; Chordata; Mammalia; Eulipotyphla; Talpidae
Product: putative protein FAM47D
Exons: 2
Coding region: 15-1538 (507 amino acids)
Source: RefSeq, a predicted model, not a curated record